UGGGAUGUGUAGUCUGGUCGGGACCGGGACACCCCCUCGGAUGAAUGGGGCCGGAGCCGACUGCGAACUACAGCUCCUCGGCCGGCAGCGUCGUUGGCGGCUCCGGGGGAGAGCAGCGCUGCAGGGCCGGGGGGAUGUUCUGUGCCGCGGCGAACGCAGCAGCCGGGCUUCUUAGGGUGGCGGUAUAAGCGGGCGCCUGCUUGUGCGCGCUCGCUCUCCUUCCCCGGCACCGGUCAUGCGCCCGGCGUUCGCGGUGGGCCUGGUGUUCGCAGGCUGCUGCAGUAACGUGAUCUUCCUAGAGCUCCUGGCCCGGAAGCAUCCAGGAUGUGGGAACAUUGUGACAUUUGCACAGUUUUUAUUUAUUGCCGUGGAAGGUUUCCUCUUUGAAGCUGAUUUGGGAAGGAAGCGGCCAGCCAUCCCAAUCAGGUACUAUGCUGUGAUGGUCACCAUGUUCUUCACUGUCAGCGUGGUGAACAACUAUGCCCUGAAUCUCAACAUCGCCAUGCCCCUGCAUAUGAUAUUUAGAUCUGGUUCUCUAAUUGCCAACAUGAUCCUAGGAAUUAUCAUUUUGAAGAAAAGAUACAGCAUAUUCAAAUAUACCUCCAUUGCCCUGGUGUCUGUGGGGAUAUUUAUUUGCACUUUCAUGUCAGCAAAGCAGGUGACCUCCCAGUCCAGCUCCAGCGAGAAUGACGGAUUCCAGGCAUUUCUGAGGUGGUUACUAGGUAUAGGGGCACUGACUUUUGCUCUUCUGAUGUCAGCAAGGAUGGGUAUUUUCCAGGAGACCCUAUACAAACAAUUUGGGAAGCACUCUAAGGAGGCUUUGUUUUAUAAUCACGCCCUUCCCCUCCCGGGUUUCAUCUUCCUGGCUUCUGACAUUUGUGACCAUGCGGUUCUGUUCAAUAAGUCUGAAUUGUAUCAAGUUCCCUUCAUUGGUGUGACAGUGCCCAUCAUGUGGUUCUACCUCCUCAUGAAUGUCAUCACUCAGUACGUGUGCAUCCGGGGUGUCUUUAUCCUCACCACAGAAUGUGCCUCCCUUACCGUCACCCUUGUCGUGACUCUGCGCAAGUUUGUCAGCCUCAUCGUUUCCAUCUUGUACUUCCAGAACCCUUUCACUCUGUGGCACUGGCUGGGUACCUUGUUUGUCUUCGUUGGGACCCUAAUGUACACAGAGGUGUGGAACAACCUAGGGACCACAAAAAGCCAGCUUCAGAAGGAGGACAAGAAGAACUGAGGUCAGCCUGGAACAGAGAGACCGGUGUCCAAAUGGGCCAGGGUCUGGUGAAGGUCUGGCCACCGUUUCGCUUUUGUUAAAGCUGAAGUAUUGAACCAGCCAUGUACCAGAGAAUCCUCAGAACGAGGGACACCUCGGAUUUCUUACCGCUAUGGACACCAACGUUUGUGGACUCCGAAUGGAAACCCCGCAACCCUGAAAUAGAAAUAAGAACAGUUGUCCACUAUUGAACAGCCAGUUGGGUUGUUACUUGUUUACCGGAAUAUUUAGUACUGUUACUUGUUUAUUGAAUUCUGAGUCCUCAGAGCUUCUAGUUUUAUAUCCGUGGUCUCGGGCAAGAUUAUCUCUUGUUGCUAUUCUGAUGGUUCUCUGCCAUAUAGUCAUUAUCAUCCUGUGGCCUUGUCCCUUUUUUUUUUUUUUUUUUUUGGUCACCUUUCCCCUCUCCCCUCCCCCCCCCCCCCAACCCCAGCAGCACUUUCAGCCAAUCAGACGCUCCGGGGAUCAUCAUCAGGAACAACUGAGUGGCCAGGUGAACGGAGACACCAAGGACGUUGGCCUGGGAAGGAAACAGUCGUCCUGUGAGCUGAGCCCUGGUAACGCUGGAGCAGGACUGAUGGGAAUCCUUUCCCACAGCUUUUUUUUUUUUUCCCCCCUAUGCAAAAGUCUUCUAUUUUCUGUGCUUGAAACAAACCUGCAGCAUAUCUCUAUGGCACAAAGUUAAUAAGAAAGAAAGGUCGUGUAUGAAUUGGGAGAGACGUUCUCCCUCAGUCUUCUACAUGAACCCCGUUAGCUCAGAGAUGCGAUGGUGACGCCACGAUGGCGGGGAGAAGCUGGCCCUCAUCGGCACCGAGAGAGCCACAGCUAAAUGUUCGAAAGGCUUCUUCACCAGAGAGAUGCAGCCCUGCCGGUCAGUCUGAUAAGAGUCCUGGUCCGUCAGGCUAAGGAGUAGACUGAUACGUGGUGGGUGUGGGUUGUGGUGUAUAAGUCAGGUCAAAUCACAACUAAAAUGAAAAGUUUUUUGGUUUUUUUUUUUCCUAUGAGGUAUCUUAAUGUUCUUGAUGGAUAAUUUGCGCGGGCUUGGGAGGUCGUGUGUUUUACUCCGUGUGGAAACCUGCCCCUCUUUGGCUGAUCACGUCGGAGGUGUAGUUUUCCUCCCUGGGAAACUUUGGAGAAAGAGGAACAAUGUGAAUGUAGAGUGUAGGGGUGUGUGCGCACUCGUGUAGCUUGUGUGAUAAUAUUGGAGGAGAGAAGAGCGUGAAAAUGUGUUCUUUUAUUUUCUUGUUCUUCACUCAGCCCCAGACCUUCAUUAACCUCCCACAAGCACAUGCUUUUCUUUUUUGCACACAAAGGCCUCUCAUGUUUUUCUGGACGCAGAUUGUGGUCUUAAAUUGCGACGUGGCUCUCCGGGUCCCCGUGGCUCACUCUGUGGUGUGUCGUGUUUCCUUCUCUUUCUGCAUCUUUUGUCUGAGGGGGUCUAAGUGUUCUAGAACCUUUGGGUCGCUCUGGGGAAGUAACGUAAGUUGCCUCGCUCGUUCCAUAACGUGGAUAUUGUUCCUCCAUCUAAGUCACAGGGUUUUCAGACUGAUUUGUCGUUCUGGACAUGGACAACUUUCUAGUGCUGAUAGUGAUUUAUUCUAAAAGAUGGUGAAUUUGGUAUGAACCCAUUUAUAGAACCAAAAGGCAUUUUCUUUGAAAUACGUAGAGCUCCUCAGACUGGUGGUGCUAUGAAUAGUAUCUGUUAAAUAUCCUCUUAAAAACAAAAAUAAAAGCUACUUUUGUAAAAAAAAAAAAAAAAAAUCACUUAAUAGAAGAACCUGCCCCUGGGGGCUGUUGGAUUGGAAUGUGUCUGGAGUCUUAACAGGCUAGAACCUUACCUAACUUAGUGUCCUUUUUAUGUCGAUGAAAAUUUGUAGUAAUCGAAAUGUAUUGGUGUCCCCAGAGAGCAUUUAACUGAGUCUAUUAGCUUUUAGAUUCUGGUUUUACGGAGUAUAUGUUCCUCUCAGAUGAAUACCUCCGCUGGUUUUAUUAACCAGAGGUUAUAUGUGGACAGAUUAGUGCACUCACACAAUAAAAUAGAACACAUAACAGAAUGUCUCAAAUGCCCUGUGAGUUGAUUUUUCUGUCUAGUGGCCGGAAUGUAAGAAAUAGAUGUCUAAUGGACACUAGUUAAUACUUUCAUUAGAAACUUAUUUUUUGGGGGGGGGGGGACCAUUUAUUUCCAUUAGAUAACUGGCUUUUCAUUCCAGGUUGAAAUUAAUUUCAACUUGUAUUAAAGGGGCAAAUGAACCAUUUUGUAGAAAACCGGACCCAUGUAACCAGAAGAGAUUGUCUAUUAAAUGCUUCUCUUCUUUCUCUGGGUCAAGACUAUGUAACUUUGUACCCCAUAGAUAGUUUGUUUACAAAAGAGAUUUGGUGUUUAAGAGCAAAGAUCAAAUAGGACGACACUAGCGAGAAAGUAUCGUGUGCGUGCGUGUACCCGUUUUAACGCCUUGACUGGUAUCGUAAAGUAACAGGAGAAAACGGUAGAUAUUUGAAUUAUAUUAAUAUAGUGUCUCCGUAGCCUUUACCACAAUUCUGUUGUCACAUUAUAAAUGCUGUCUUUUUCACUUUUCAUU
This is a messenger RNA of Neofelis nebulosa (Clouded leopard), 3846 nucleotides long. RefSeq names its product solute carrier family 35 member B4 (gene SLC35B4). The record is from RefSeq and is a predicted model, not a curated record. Gene Ontology annotation, cellular component: endoplasmic reticulum membrane; Golgi membrane. Gene Ontology annotation, biological process: transmembrane transport. Gene Ontology annotation, molecular function: UDP-N-acetylglucosamine transmembrane transporter activity; UDP-xylose transmembrane transporter activity. Bases 236 to 1231 code for a protein of 331 amino acids. The transcript has 10 exons. NCBI's taxonomy places the organism in Eukaryota, Metazoa, Chordata, Mammalia, Carnivora, Felidae.